UUUUUAUUUUUUUUUUAGAUAUAAUGAAGAUAUUAAUAUGACAUGAGAUAUGGAGAAGCUUGACGAUAAAUGUAACAGAAUUGAGUUCCAAAAAAAAGAAAAGGAUAUUGAUAUCACGUGUUACAUUUGUAAACAAACGUUCCGUUAUCCUAGAGUUUUAGAUUGUUUGCAUACGUUUUGCGAAGAGUGUUGUGCCAACAAUAUCAAUAAAAUAGAUCAUGAACUUGGAGAACGUAGUAUAAUUAAAUGUCAACGUUGUUUUGAAGUCACAAUACUUCCUGAUAACGAUCUUCAAAUGCUUCCCUAUAACUUCUUUGCUAAUAAUGCUAUUGACUUUCUCCUCAUUCAAAGCACAAAAGAAAACGCUAUUUUAUGCACGUGCUGUAGCGAUGAAUCUGACGCAGUAUCAAGAUGUGUAGAAUGUUCAGAGUUUUUAUGUUUAAAAUGUGUUACGGCUCAUAAAAGGAUUCGUGUUACAAAAGAUCAUAAGGUUAUAGACUUAGAUACACUCCGUUAUGAUAAAAGUUCUGUACAUCGUCCGGUGCACUGCUUAUUUCAUGAACAAGAAGUAUUUGCAUUUUACUGCGAAGAUUGCGAUGAUAUUAUUUGUAACGAGUGUACAAUCCUCCAACAUAGAGGUCAUAAGUAUGAAAAGCUUAAGGAUGCGUUAAAAAAUAAGAAACCAUACAUGAUGUCAAUUCUGGAAGAUAACGAGUCUAAGAAAAUUCGUCCUAUCGAACGUGCAAUUGACGAAGUUCAAGACAUGGCUGCAAGGUUACACGCACGUACGGUGGCAACAAAACAAGCAGUUAAAAACUGUACUGCUCAAUGUAUUAGGGCAAUAGAGUUUCGCUGUCACGAACUACUUUCAACAGUUGAUGCAAUUUAUUCAAACAAGAGUAGGUUGCUUUAUGAACAACAACUUGGUCUACAACUACGAUUAAUGAAAAAUAAAACUGCUAAUGACUUUGUAAACUACGCUCUCAAAAAUGGAAGCGAAGCAGAAAUAUUUGAACUAUUAGAUGUUAUGAAAAUGCGAUUGGAGUAUUUAAAUAAAGAAGAACUAGAGUACAAAGAGCCGCAUGAAAAUGAUGUCAUAGAUCAUUUGUUUGACUUUGAUUCUGUUGAAAACAUUGCAAAUAAUUUAGGCGAAAUUUCAACAUCGGCCAUUUUUUUAACAAACACAAUAGUUAGCGGCCAGGGUUUACGCACUGGAAAGGUUGGGAUUGAGACAUUCUUUAUUGUUAAAGUUUUUGAUCGCUUUGGAUCCCCUUGCGUAGAGACAACAACCAAUGACGCAAUUAGAGUUAAAAUCCAAGCUCCUGAAGGUUUCUACGUCAAUAACAAAAUUUUAAACAAUAACGAUGGGUCUUACUGCAUCCGGUAUACACCAGUAACUCGGGGGAAAUAUAACAUCACUAUUAAGAUUAGAGGCCGUCAAUUUCCAAACAGCAACCAUACUGUUAGGGUUUACGAUGGCAUAGAUUAUUUAAAGAUUGAGAACACGUAUUUAAAUUUUGGUGUUCUAGGUAACAAACCUUGUGAAAUGAAUUUACCUUGGGCAAUCGCUAUUCACGAGGAUGGUAGAAUGUUUGUUUCUGAUCAUGGUAAUAAUCGUGUGCAGGUUUUUAAUGAAUUAGGCAAGUUUAUUACUGAAUUUGGUUCUAAGGGUUCAAAAGAUGGACAGUUUCUUGGACCCACCGGCAUUGCUAUAGAUCAAAACGGGUGUAUUUUUGUUUCGGAUUGGGAGAAUCAUCGAGUUCAGCAGUUCAAUCAAAAUGGAGUGUUUAUGGGAAAGUUUGGAUUAAAAGGGCGCGAAAAAGGUCAACUAUUACAUCCAGCUGGCUUAGCCGUUGACAAAAAUGGAUGUAUUAUAGUUGCAGAUAGAGACAACCAUCGUUUACAAGUAUUUGCAUCUGAUGGAAGACCAAUAUCAACAAUUGGCAGUUAUGGAAAUGGAUGUGGUCAAUUAGAUUCUCCAACACAUGUUGCAAUAAUGGAUGAUAAUAUAUACAUUGUUUCAGACGCUGGGAAUGACCGUUUGGUACUCUUUGAAGAAUCUGGUCGUUUUAAUUCUUUCUUUGGUUCCAAAGGAAGUGAUCCAGGUUUUUUUAAUCGACCAUCAGGAGUUGUAGUUGACAAAGAGGGUUAUAUAAUAUUAGGUGAUUUGUAUAAUCAUCGAAUACAAGUAUUUGACCCAGAAUUAAAAUACUAUUGUCAUUUUGGGGGAGAAGGAAAUCAGGAUAAGCAGUUCCGCUAUCCAUCUGGUAUAGCGUUAACAAAUGAAGGUAGAGUUGCUAUAGUUGAUCGUUACAACCAUAGAGUUCAAGUUUUUUAGAAAAAAAACAUCUUUUUAAGUUUUUAUAAAUUGCCUAGAGCUAUAGAGUUGUAGA
Molecule: messenger RNA, 2393 nt
Organism: Hydra vulgaris (swiftwater hydra)
Lineage: Eukaryota; Metazoa; Cnidaria; Hydrozoa; Anthoathecata; Hydridae
Product: E3 ubiquitin-protein ligase TRIM71
Molecular function (GO): zinc ion binding; protein binding
Source: RefSeq, a predicted model, not a curated record